Messenger RNA from Funneliformis caledonium, 396 nucleotides. The record is from the annotation of a GenBank genome assembly. Lineage: Eukaryota; Fungi; Glomeromycota; Glomeromycetes; Glomerales; Glomeraceae.
AUGUUACCACAAAAAUUAGGAAAAGUACCUCAAAAUUUGGUUCUACCAGCAAUUCCGACCUUCAUUACUGUUUCCACCGCAACCGCUGGUGCGAUUCUUGGCAUCAGGCACAUGAUAAAAUCAGAAGUUCAAAUCAAUAUCGAACUAGUUAAAUCAGAAGUUAAAAACAUUAUCGAACCAGUUAAAUUCAAGAUGGAACAGAUUUCUGAGAAAUUAGAUAAGCUUGAAGGAACCGUGAAUAAGCUUGAAGGAACUGUGAAUAAGCUUGAAGGAACUGUGAAUAAGCUUGAAGGAAUCGUGGAUGUACUUAAAGUCGACAUGAAUUUUAUGAAAGGAAUUUUAUUUGCAAAAACUGAUCAAACCGGACCAACCGAACGAACUGCAAAAAGUGGAUAA